AUACUUUGACAACAUUUUAUAAAAGGUUGUCAAUAUAAAAUUUAAAGCCAUGAAAAGACUAUUAUGGCCAUUAGUAUUGUGCUAUUCUAUACUGGCUAUAGAGGUGCCUACUCUUAGAUUAGACGAUAUUGGUCAAUUAGGCUUCAUUGGCGAUUAUGUUGGUAUAUCCCCAUUUGAAGAUGCUCGGCAAACUGAAUCGAUACCCCAUAAUACUUCAGCACUCUACAUUCAUCAUAACAACCUUUUUACCCUAUUUUCAACUAUUGACGGCUCUAUAGAGGCUUAUUGUCAACUAGACAAAUCAAAUUAUAUCCUAGGCGGUCAAUUUAAUACCAUUAAUCAUACACAAUAUAAUAAUAUAGUUCAACUCAACCUAGAUACAUUACAACUUGCUCCUUUACAACAAGGAUUAAAUGGCCCUGUGAGGGCACUUUAUUGUUUCAACCAAUCCGUUUAUGUCGGUGGUGAAUUUGAUAGACCAAUGGGUGAUUCAAUAGAUUACGGCUAUACAGCAUUAUGGCAAGAAAAUAAGUGGAUACCUUUACCUUGGCAAGGCUUCAAUGGUCCAGUAUAUUCAAUUAUUCCAAUAGAACAAUCAUCUUCCAUUUGGUUUGCUGGUCAAUUCAAUACAACCAGUGAUGGAAAAUAUACAAAUCAAUCAUAUCAACAGUCUGUUGAUUUAAUAUCUUUAGCAACUAUAACUGCAGGGAAUAGUGCGCCCAAUACAGAUCCAGCUAGUGUCAUUUGCUCACAGUCUCCCUGGUUACUACAAGGUGGUAAUCCUGGUUACUGGCAAGCUUCGUUUCCAUUUCCUAUACAACCCUCUCUUUUUCGACUAAAGAAUACGAAUGUCAAUGGAACAGGCACUCGUCAAUUUAGCAUUAUUUCCUUAGGAUCCAAUGAUUACUUCAACCUCUCCUAUAUAGAUUCAGCCACACAGCAGAUCCAACAUUGUUCAGAAGCUUGUUUACUGUCUAAUACGAGCGAUUAUCAGGAUUUUAUUGUCUCAACCCCUUUAAGUACUAAUGGAAUCAGAAUAAAUAUCGACAGUUGGUACGGUUCGCGAGGUGGAUUGGGUGGUGUACAAAUAUUUAGAUCAGAUACAUCACUUCAACCUCACUUGACUUCAAGUAAUACCAACGGCAGUUGUUCAAGUACUCCAGAGCCUUCUUCGACAUUUGCAACCACUGGCAACUGGACAGAGACUUAUGCUUUUGGAACCUAUCAAAAUUUCCUAACAUCAACGUUUCCUGCAUCUCAACUUUCUUCUGCAGAUGUUUCAGUUACUUAUAAACCGUACAUUUCAGCACAAGGCAUGUAUAAUGUUUAUGCAAUUACACCAGGUUGCGUAGGAACUAGCAACUGUAAUCAGCGUACCAAUGUUGAACUUGCUAUCGAACUUACACCUGGCAACCAGCAGCACAUAUCACUUAGCCAACAGAACUAUCAGGAUCAAAGAACAUUGAUAUAUCAGGGCAUCGUCAGCUCAUCAACCGGUUCAUUUCAACCUACGAUCACCCUCAGAGUCAACCCAUCCAAUAUCACACAACCAUCAUCAGAUACAGUCUCCAUCAUUGCAGAUUCUAUUGAAUUUGUACGAAAUGAUACCUAUCCAACACUUUCGAGUAUCUUGCAGUUUUUCCCAUCCAAUAAUUCCUGGUCUGCUUUACCAGAUCAAUUAUCUAUCGGGUCUACUGUAAGGACGCUAAGCGCACAUGGCGAUACUGUCUAUAUUGGUGGUCAAUUGACCAAUAGCUCUUACAGUAACAUCGUAUCUUACAAUCAUCAACAACAAAGAUUGAUUCCCCCAAGUCAAUCAGGAUUAAAUGGAGUUGUUACAUCAUCUGUAGUCACAGGAUCCAAGCUCAUCGUUGGUGGCAACUUUACUGAUACUCAAGUCCCACAAAAUGUUGGUUUGAACCAUGUUGCUAUUUAUGAUAUUGAAGCAGGUACAUGGUCCGCAAUGGAUCAAGGAGUCAAUGGUACCGUGACACAUUUGUAUGCCACAGACAACGAAAAUGUUCAUCUAUCAGGUCAAUUCAAUUAUGCGUCAUCCAUGCCUGUCUAUGGUAAUGCUGAAUGGAGUCUUUCCAGUAAUGCAUGGGUGCCCGCUUCCUCCUUUAUCCUCGGCCCUGUCACCUAUACGAUUCCUCUCAACUCUACAGCUAAUCUCUACUUUGGAAAUAUCAAGAAUGCUCAAAGCUAUUGGGCUAUGAAUGCAGCAUCCAUGUCAUCAUCAUCAUCAAGUUGGUCCAACUUGAUCAGCCAAGCUGACCCAAGUGCAACAGUUCGCUCGGGUAUUCUUUGGAAAGACGACGGUGUGAUAUUAGGUGGAUCAUUUAACCUGAACCAGACACAGUAUCAGGUUGUCAUGUACCAGCAAGGAACCUGGCAAGGUUUGUUGCAGGGCAUUCAGGGAGAUAUAAAGACAAUGUUGAUUAUUGAUGACAAGCUAUUCAUGGGCGGUAACUUUACUGGCCCUCGUAAUAUGAGCAGCUUGGGUGUGUAUGAUCUAAAUAAACGCAGUCUAUCAGCCGUUUAUGGUUUAUAUGAUGCCAAUCAAAGGCCUGGUCAAGUCAAUGUUAUUCGCUCCAAUGGACAGACCGUCUUUGUGGGUGGUAAUUUUGUCUAUGCAGGACUAUUAAGCUGUGGAUAUGUCUGUGGUCUAUCCAUCGAUCGUCUUCAAUGGGCACAGGUUAGCCAGAAUAGCUUGAGUGGCACUGUGAAUGAUAUGGUUGUCCAAAACAAUGGAACCAUUGUCGUUGUGGGAGAUUUAAAGGUUGAUAAUAUACCUACACCUAUAGCUCAGCUUGGCAAUAAUCGAUGGACGGCAUUUACUGCGAGCGUAUCUCAGCCUCAAUCACUCUUGUUGACACCAGAUGGUAAACAGUAUAUAGUUUCUGGAAGGCAACAAAACACAAGCUACAUCGGCUCCUGGGAUGGUCAUCAGUUUACAGCCUUAAAUCAGUCGAAUCUUGAUCCUUCUUCGACAAUCCAACAACUACUCUAUGUUCCUACAUCGUCCAGUACCAUGUUAAUGGCAGUGGGAGACAUGUCUAUUGAUAACAAGAGCAGUAGCGCUGCACUAUAUGAUGGUUCACAAUGGUAUCCUACUGUACUCACUGCAUCUGCAGAUGGAUCUGCGGGCAGUGUGAGGCAGUUACUGACUACAUCCAACUGCUGCUCCUCUUUACCCGGACGCAAGAGAUAUCUCUCUAUUCCAGCUGUUGUCCUGGUCUCUCUUGGUAUUUCGCUAGCGAUCUUAUUCUGUCUUGUAGCUAUUGGCCUCUUGGUCCUGUUCCUUCGACGCCGAUAUAAUAGUCCGACGUACAUUCCACCGCCAGAAUGGAAGCCACGAGAUCAGACCGCGAUGGGCUAUACAACGGGAGCUACAUUACUACCAACUAGUGUGGACAUGACAGAUGCUCGACAGCGACGAUUCUCAAAUACAACAACAACGCUAGUGCCAUUCAGUGCACUCUUAGCUGCUGCCCUGCGCCACAAUGAUGAGCAGCCAGCGAGCGAAGAGUCACCCAAGGUGUAUUAUGCCAAAUAUCCAUUUGAAGCCAAGGAGGUUGGCGAAUUAGCAUUUGAUGCGAAUGCACCUAUUGUUGUAACGGAUAUGACAGACAAUGUCUGGUGGAUGGGAUACAUAGAUGACGGCUCAGGAAAUGCAGUGUCUGGUCUUUUCCCAAGCAAUUAUGUAACAAAAAGAAAACCAACAGGAAUUGAAUAGAAAUGAAAUAUAUAUAUAUAUAAUCUUUAUUGAAUAACUUAAUUGAUCCAUUCAUCAAAAGAAUGAGGAGCGGUCAUGGUAUCAUUUUGUUGUUGUUGUUGUUGU
This is a messenger RNA of Rhizopus microsporus ATCC 52813, 3841 nucleotides long. RefSeq lists its product as uncharacterized. The transcript is spliced from 9 exons. Gene Ontology annotation, biological process: positive regulation of establishment of bipolar cell polarity regulating cell shape. The record is from RefSeq and is a predicted model, not a curated record. The coding region runs from base 50 to 3736 and encodes 1228 amino acids. Lineage: Eukaryota; Fungi; Mucoromycota; Mucoromycetes; Mucorales; Rhizopodaceae. Gene Ontology annotation, molecular function: protein binding. Gene Ontology annotation, cellular component: plasma membrane of growing cell tip.